This is a messenger RNA of Tetrahymena thermophila SB210, 1932 nucleotides long. RefSeq lists its product as hypothetical. Lineage: Eukaryota; Ciliophora; Oligohymenophorea; Hymenostomatida; Tetrahymenidae. The record is from RefSeq and is a predicted model, not a curated record. The transcript is spliced from 4 exons.
UAGAUAUACUAAAUUAGAUUACUAGUAAAUAUGGCAGCUAAUAUUUGGAUUUAACUCAGCAAAGACAUUUACACUUGCGGUGAACCAAUUUAGGGAACAGUAAAUAUAAUCUGUACAAAUGCAGUUUAUGGAUAAUAGCUUGUUUUCAAAAUCAAAGGAAAAGAAUAAACUAAAUGGGUUGAUUUAGUUCAAGUUUUUGAGAAUCCUCAAUAACCUUUAAACAUACCUGAGAGUGACAUAGAAAGGGUAAAUGAUGUAAAUUUGUCUGAUGAUAGUAGCGACUCUGACGAUGACGAAGGUAUUGCUUAAAGAGCCAUGAAUGUUGCUAAAGGCAUAUUUCAUAAUAAAAGAAAAUAUCCCUACAUCAGAAAAAAUAAUAAUUAACUUUUCUCUGUAAAUAGAGGGAAAGGAUACUGCAAGAUCACAAACCAAGUUUAAAAUCUUGGAUAACUGCAAAUUGGUUAAUACUAAUUCCCAUUCUAAUUCAAUUCUUAGAAGAACUGGCCUGGAUCUUUUUUGAAUGAACUUAGCAAAGAAAGAGGUAGAAUAAAAUACACAUUGGUAGCAUAGUAUGGCAAUUCGAAGACAAAAACAGAAUUCUUUUUAUAAGAAUUUAAAACUUCAGAGUCGGAUAACCAUAGUGUAAAUGCAAAAAUAUCAUCAUGGUGCUGUGUUGGUUAGGGAAAUGUAAAGAUGGAUGUUUCAUUUGCCAAAGACUCUUUAUUUAUAGGAGAAUAGUAGACUGUUAAAAUAAAUCUUGAUUGUUCAAAUCUGAGUGUCAACAUAAACACUUUGAAUGUAGUUUUAAAUAACCACUUAAUAUAUAGGUCAGAUGAUGGAAAAACUAUUUCAAGAACUCAUCCAGUUUACAGUACUUAGCUCUAGGGAUGUAUAGCAAAAGGAGUAAAAGAAUUUACUGAGAAUUUUAUUGUAUAAUUCAAUGAAAGCAAAUAUUCUAUUCGUCCUACAUGUCAUGGAACUAAAAUUACUUCUACCUAUGUGCUAUCGGUAGAAGCUGUCAACGAUGCUACCUGCUCAUGUUGUAGUGAUAACGCUAGUGUAGCAAACGAUACACAUAUCUACUCGAAGCCACUAGUACCUGCUUCAUAAUUAGUUGUUGCUUAACCUAACUUUGUCCCAAUAAUCUAACCUGUAAUAAAUGUUGCAGUUUAAAAUUUUGUUGCUCAAACAGUAAUCCCUGUUAAUAACUAAAUGCCACCACCUGCGAUGAAUAAUCCAAACUAGUUUCAAUAACCUUAAUCUCAAAAUCAGCCCUUGAUGUAACCAAGUAAAUAAUUACUUAUUUUUAUUAUUUUAUUAAAAGUAUUAAAAAUAUUAAUAGCAAUAACACCUCAAUAGAACUAACCACCUUAAUAUCCCCCAUAAAAUCAAUAACCUUAAUAUCCUCCCUAAAAUCAAUAACCUUAAUAUCCUCCCUAAAAUCAAUAACCUUAAUAUCCUCCCUAAAAUCAAUAACCUUAAUAUCCUCCUUAAGGUUAAUAACCUUAAUAUCCUCCUUAAGGUUAAUAACCUUAAUAUCCUCCUUAAAGUUAAUAACCUUAAUAUCCUCCUUAAAAUUAAUAACCUUAAUAUCCUCCUUAAAACUAAAAUGGAAAUUAAAUGCCCUAAUAACAACCUCAAUAUCCUCCUCCUAAUCAAGGAUCUGCUUAAUUACAGCCAAACUAAAUUUAAAUACAAAAUUAAUAAUAGUAAUUAUAAGGUUAAUAGUAAUAACAAUAAUAUGGAAUAUAAUAGGGGUAACCAGGGUAGAAUCCUCAAUAACCAUAAUAGCCAGGAUUAGGAUAUUAAUAGCCUAAUUAAUAAGCAUAAUAUCCUCCCCAAUAAUAUCCUCCCUAAAAUGGUAUGGUACAAUAACAACAACAAUAAGGUUAUUAUCCAUAAUAGCCUGGUGCAUUUGUUAGUCAUAAUUGA